Chenopodium quinoa (quinoa) is the source of this 1785-nucleotide messenger RNA. RefSeq lists its product as uncharacterized. Lineage: Eukaryota; Viridiplantae; Streptophyta; Magnoliopsida; Caryophyllales; Amaranthaceae. The transcript is spliced from 3 exons. The record is from RefSeq and is a predicted model, not a curated record. Bases 1 to 1785 code for a protein of 594 amino acids.
AUGGCACAACCUUUUGUCCUUGAAGAAGAGAAGGAGGACGAAAAUGGUAGUGAAAAUGUACCUUUAGAGUCUUAUGAUUCUAAUGAGGAGGAAAAGCAAGUUGAUGACUGUUUUCCCGAAAAAAAUAGUCUAGUAAUGAGGAGAGCCCUCCAAAUGCACGUGGAGGUUGAGAAAACCCCAAUUCAAAGAGAAAAUGUCUUCUUAACCAAAUGCAAGGUUAAUGAAGAUGUGUGUGACUUGAUUGUUGAUAGUGGCAGUGAAGCUAAUGUUGUGUCAAGUGAUCUUGUUAAGAAACUUGACUUGAAGACUACUAGACAUCCUACUCCUUACAAGUUGAGUUGGAUUGAUAAGAGCAAGAGUACGGGAGUUAGAAAACAAUGUCUAGUAAAAUUUCAGAUUGGUUCGUAUGUGGAUGAAAUUUUAUGUGAUGUCAUUCCCAUGGAUGCUUGUCACAUUUUGUUAGGGAGGCCAUGGCAAAGUGACAAAAAAUCAGUACAUGAUGGCCUAUCAAACACCUACACCAUUACUCACCAAGGCAGCAAGAAAGUGUUGCACCCCUUACCACCACAAAAAAGCCUUUCCCAAAUACAAUCCCCACCACCACAAAAAGAGCCCAAAAGAAAGGACAUUUUGUUGCUUUCCUUAAAAGAAUUCGAAAACUCUUUGGAGAAGGAAGAUGAAGUGUUCUUAUUGUUUUCUAAAGAGGAACACGAAGGUUUUGUCCAACAAAACCCUAGGCUAGCCGCAUUGAUCAAGGAGUAUGAAGAUGUUUUUCCUAGUGAAUUACCACAAGGGUUGCCUCCUAUUCGUGGUAUAGAACAUCAAAUAGAUUUGAUUCCGGGAGCCCCCCUUCCAAAUAAACCCCCUUAUAGAUGCAAUCCCAUGGAAACUAAGGAAUUACAAAGACAAACUAAGGAGUUGAUGCAAAUGGGUUACGUGAGAGAAUCCAUGAGUCCUUGUGCCGUUCCAGCUUUGUUAGUGCCAAAAAAGGAUGGAACAUGGAGGAUGUGUAUUGAUAGUAGGGCGGUGAAUAACAUAACCAUUAAGUAUAGGUUUCCUAUUCCUAGACUUGAUGAUAUGUUAGAUGAGUUGAGUGGAGCUCAAGUGUUUUCCAAGAUAGAUUUGAGGAGUGGAUAUCACCAAAUUAGAAUGAGGGAAGGUGAUGAAUGGAAAACAGCCUUUAAAACUAAGCAUGGUUUGUAUGAGUGGCUUGUUAUGCCAUUUGGAUUAACAAAUGCUCCAAGCACCUUCAUGAGACUUAUGAACGAAAUGUUGAGGCCUUUCCUUGGUUAUAUUAUUUCGGGUGAAGGAAUUAAAGUUGAUCCAAGCAAAGUGGAAGCCAUUUCUUCAUGGCCAAUUCCAAAAAAUGGGCAAAAGAAGUUGAAUGCAAGACAUGCUAAGUGGGUGGAAUUCCUACAAUCUUUCAACUUUGCAACCAAGUACAAGAAAGGCAAAACCAAUAUUGUGGCGGAUGCAUUAUCAAGAAGGCAUAAUCUUCUUGGAAUCAUGGAAACUAAAAUUCUUGGUUUCGAGGUCAUGAAGGAAUCAUACAAAGAUGACCUUGAACUCAAGGAAAUCAUGGAGUCUUGCAAAAAUGGAGUCCACGGUUCAUUUGUCAUAGUAGAUGGUUUCCUUUUCAAAGGGAACAAACUUUGUGUUCCUAAAGGUGCAAUUCGAGAGUUGUUGAUCAAGGAAGCUCAUGGAGGAGGACUUGCUGGUCAUAUGGGUAUACAAAAGACCCUAGAAAUCUUACAGUCAUUUUUAUUGGCCAAAAAUGUUAGCUAA